This is a messenger RNA of Enterospora canceri, 993 nucleotides long. The record is from the annotation of a GenBank genome assembly. NCBI's taxonomy places the organism in Eukaryota, Fungi, Microsporidia, Enterocytozoonidae.
AUGACCAAUUCAGAUAGAAAUACUCAAAGAAUAAAUCUGGCGGAUUUGGAGCACACAAGCAACCCAGGAAGAAAGGCAAGUCGAAUUGAGCUACGUCUGCUACGAGAUGCGUACAGUCUGACCAGGAACGAGGAGACCAAGGCAGAAUCAACAUAUCCAGAUAUAAGUUUAAAGAGAGUCACUGCUUACUGUACGGCUGACUCGUACGACUUAAAGGGGCUCUACAGGUUCUUCAAGCAGAGCAAGAAGAGCGAGAAGGUGCUCAUGUUCUUCGGAGAGUGCCUCUACGUGCGAUGCGACGAGUGCGACAUCUACUUUCUUGACUACGGCGUGGUCGUAUCCUGGGGCCUAGAGGAGAACCAGGAGCAGAGUCUCCUGAACGUGACCAGGACGUUCGAGAAGACGCCGUACGAGUACAAGAGUGUCGAAACAGAGAGCUUUCUCUAUGGCGUAUCUGACGUAUCCAAAAUAGGCAAUGAUAAAAUAUACAUAAAAGACGAUAAUUUCACUACCAAAAUGGUGCUGAGUACCGCAAUAGCGCAAUCUGUGAAAUUGGACUAUUUUGAGGAGCUGGUGGAGUACACGAUUGAGAUGGUGAAGGAUCUCCCUGAGGAGGUUGAGAAGGAGGGAAACAUCGGCCGAACCAGAAACGAGCUGUUCAAAAUCAUGGGCAAAUUGCACAAGCUGAGUUUCGACCUGAAUCUGGCGUCGAACAUCCUCGAUGAGCCAGACCUGAUAUGGCACUUUGAGUCGUACAGCCCGAUGUACGAGACGUGUCUGCGGUACCUGGACAUCAAGUCGCGAACUGACUUGCUCAACAAGAGGUGCACCAUCAUCCACGGAAUCCUUGAUAUUCUGAAUUCAAAUAUCACCACCCACAACUCAGAGACACUUGAGAAGCGAAUGUCGUACAUUCUCCAGGUCAGUGCUGGUCUCGGUGGACUCCAAUGCAUUCUGCUGGGGCUGAUGGUCUACUUUCUUUCCAAAAAGUGA